Messenger RNA from Triticum aestivum (bread wheat), 1580 nucleotides. Its product is annotated as putative serine/threonine-protein kinase. The coding region runs from base 163 to 1200 and encodes 345 amino acids. The transcript has 8 exons. The record is from RefSeq and is a predicted model, not a curated record. Gene Ontology annotation, molecular function: ATP binding; protein kinase activity. Gene Ontology annotation, biological process: protein phosphorylation. NCBI's taxonomy places the organism in Eukaryota, Viridiplantae, Streptophyta, Magnoliopsida, Poales, Poaceae.
CUCAUGUCUUCCCUGAGCUGAGCGCACGCUGGAUCCAUUUGGUAACAGCACAUACUUUGCAUGUGCAUACCAGUAUUCAGUUAGAGGUGGAUUUGCAUACAGGGCCAAGUCUGAAGUAGGUAACGGGCUUGUGUUCAUUGUUCUCUCGGAGAAAGCAAUAUCAUGGAUGACGUAUGUGCAGAGCCAAGGCUGCUGCCGUUCCAGCUUUUAAAAGAAAUCACAAAUGAUUUCUCUACGGACAUGAAAGUUGGCGAGGGAUCAUUCGGAGAAGUUUAUAAGGGAGAGCAGAAAAAUGGGCAAAUGAUUGCUGUGAAGGUACUUCAUCCCAUUUCACGACUUGGUAAUAAAGAAUUUGAGAAGGAGUACCAGAACCUCGCAACUGUACAACAUAAAAACAUUGUGCGGUUAGUUGGCUAUAGCCAUGAAACUUUUGGAGAAUUCAGACAUUUUGAAGGAAGAUCGCUUUUUAUAGAAACGAUAAAGAGAGCCCUUUGCUUCAAGUAUAUGGAACAUGGAAGCCUUGACAGGUUUCUUGCUGAUGAAUCUAGUGGACAUGAUUGGCGCACACGCUUUGCAAUAAUUAAGGGGAUUUGCCAGGGUUUAAAACACCUUCAGGAGGAAUUGAAUCCUCCUAUGUAUCAUUUGGAUUUAAAACCAGCCAAUAUAUUGCUGGAUGAAAAUAUGGUGCCCAAAAUCGCAGAUUUUGGCUUGUCAAGGCUCUUUGGAGGAGAACAAACACAAAUGACAAACACUCGUAUAGGAACAAUUGGUUUCAUACCACCGGAAUUUAUUGACGCGGGUGUAAUUUCUAUUAAGUUUGAUAUAUAUAGUUUGGGGAUGGUAAUUAUAAAGAUAAUGACAGGACCAGAUGGGUACUUUCGAAGUGCUGAAAUGUCUCCACAACAAUUCGUAGAGCUUGAACAUGUGAAAUGGAAGAAUAAGCUACAAACAACAUCGGUUUACAUGUUGGAGCUAUAUUGUAAACAAGUAAAGAGUUGCCUCGAAAUAGCUGUAAGCUGUGUGGAUGUAGAUCGACACAAGAGGCCUAGCAUAGGGGUAGUCAUUGCUAGGCUGAAUGAGACGGAGACUGCAGUGAAAUUACUUGGUGCGCUGAUGAACGACAGAGGGUCAUCGAUGUACAAGGCUAUCAACUUUCCAAGAAAGCAGGCCAAGAAAAAAUAUGCAAGCUCAGGUAAUUAGUUACAAUUACCGAACUUACUUCUAUGGGACCUCAACAAAAUGAUUUUGAUACAUUGAUCAUUGAUGUCGCCCGGAAUCAAUUAGAGGUGCCUUUUACCGUAUACUUUAUCCACACAAUUAAACUAGGAAAGAGGAAUUGUAAAAAACGGAAGCAAAAAUAAAAUAAAAGCGACUAGAGUGCACAACUUAUAUGUAGUACAUUACAGAUCACACAACUCAUUGGGCUUAGACUAUAGUCAUAUACAUACCUGCACAUAGAAGAUCAACUUAAACUGCAAGACGCUUGGUAGAACCCUGAUUUGAUUAACUCAAUUAAGCUAGCGUUCAUUGAAUCGGUUAACAUAUCUAAAGAAUGGCUUGCCAAUAAUUUACGAGGAAAU